Molecule: messenger RNA, 2232 nt
Organism: Babjeviella inositovora NRRL Y-12698
Lineage: Eukaryota; Fungi; Ascomycota; Pichiomycetes; Serinales
Product: cleavage polyadenylation factor subunit
Exons: 2
Coding region: 1-2232 (743 amino acids)
Biological process (GO): mRNA 3'-end processing
Cellular component (GO): nucleus
Molecular function (GO): mRNA binding; protein binding
Source: RefSeq, a predicted model, not a curated record
AUGUCUUCUUCUGACCUCACCCCACAACCGGCGGAAAUCGCUCCAGCCCGCAAGCGAAAGAGAGCUCUCGACGCGAUUGGGCAGCUCCAGGAGGACUUGACCACAGACCCGUUGGACUACGGUAAGUGGUUGGAGUUGCUCACGCUUGUGGAGAAGAAGGACAAACCCGAUCAGGUGAAGGAGACGUAUGAACUGUUUCUUGAGAAGUUCCCCACGGCCUCCCCCCAAUGGAUCGCAUACAUCUCUAACUGUCUCUCCCACUCUGACAACGUCCACGCGGAAACCCUCUUUGGCCGCUGUCUUACUGCUUGUCGCUCUGUCCCCCUCUGGCUCGCAUACAUCGCGUACAUCCGCCGCACCCACGACGUAGUUUCUGGCGGUGAGCAGAACCGCCAGGUGGUGUUCCUGGCAUUUCAAGUCGCAGUCGACGCCGUCGGGAUUGAUGUAGACAGCAGCGACCUCUGGGAACAGUAUAUCGAGUUUAUCGACAACUGGAAGCCUACCACCCAAUGGGAACAACAGCAGAAGACGGACCUCAAGCGCAAGGUGUACAUAAAGGCAGUGGUGUUGCCGCUCCGCAAUGUGGAAAAAUUGUGGAACGACUACACCGCAUUUGAAACCGAGAUCGACCCCACCAGCGCGCGCCGCCUCGUCGCGGAGUCCUCUGCGGCAUACAUGGCCGCGCGCUCAUGGCUCAAGGAAUUUACUAACGCGACUGCAGGCUUACGCCGUGACGCGGUCCCCACGCGCGGCGCAUUUCUCCUGCCACGCAAGAGCAAUCAAACCAAGCUCUGGCGCCGCUGGAUCGCGUGGGAACGCGCCAACAAGCUCGAAUUGGCGCCUGAUGUGUUGGCACAGCGCUUGGAACACGUUUAUGCGCAGGUCACAGAAGUAUUGCGUUUCCAACCUCAGUUCUGGUAUGAAUUUUCGCAGUACUGGUGCGAUAAGGGUGUCAAUGCUAAGUUUGUGGAGGUAACCAUUCAAGGCUUGGCGUGCAACCCAGGAUCUCACUUAUUAAACUACCAGCUUGCAGAGUGGUACGAGCAGGAAGGGAGACGGGAAGAUAUGGAAGGGGUUUACGAUAAGUUUGUUGAUUUCUUGACAUCAGAGUGUAUGAAGUUGAAGCCGGAGGAGGAUCCGAAGGAGCCUCCGAAGGAACCUUUGAAGGAACCUUUGAAGGACGAGCUGAAGGAGGAUAUUAAGGAAGAUUCAAUGGAAGAUUCCAAAGAAGAUUCUAAGGCUGAAAACUCAAUGGAAGAUUCAACUGCUAAGGCGGAUUCACUUGGAAACUCAAAGAAUUUGAAGCUUCCAGCUGCAUCGCUGCCAAAGUAUGAUCCCAAACUCGCCCUUGUCCAACGUGCCAUCACCUCUGUCUACGCCAGGUAUAUGCUUGCAACCAAACGUCUAACCAACUUGCAAGCCGCGCGUGGCAUCUUCAAGCUCGCGCGCCAGAACGCUGAAGUCCAGGUGACCCACCACUUGUUCGUAGAGUAUGCGGAGAUGGAGAUGACCGCUAUCAGCGAUCUGUCCUCUUCAGCCGAACGCCUCAAAAUCAUCGAGCGCGCCGGAAAGGUGUACGCCAUUGCUGUUAAGCGUUUCAGCAAUGACCCAGAGUUCUGGUUGAAGUACUUGCGCUGGUGGCUCGCCAGAGAUAACACCGGUGAGGCUCGGGUCAUGUUAAAGCAGGCGUUGGAUAGCUUGAAGCAAGACAUACUGACGGAUGCCAUGAAUGAGGGUGAUGUCGAGCAAUCGCUCAUCGCGACGUACAGCACGGACGCCACCAAGAUCCUCUCCCAAAUGUUUAUUGAGUUUGUCCAGUACGAAGCCAAGCGGGGCGACCUUACCGCGAUGAAGAACUUGGAGGUCCAGUAUUUGGCAGUCUUCCCGAAGGUGACAAAGUUGGCCUGGAAGACGCAGCUCUACCGCGAAAACAUAACCGAGGACUUUGAUUCGUUCGACCCGGUCAGCUUGUUUGAUAUGGACGCAAAGACCAAGGAGAAGAAGCGUGCCAGUGACGAAGACGAACCGCCACGUAAGAAGGCAAAGAAAGUGGAAGAAGAUCCGCUUGAUGUGUUUGACGCAUUCAUCGCCGAGCCCCAGUUCCAGGAGUUGGUGAUUACCGAUGAGAUCUACAACUUGUUGCGGGUGUUGCCUCGAAAUAUCUAUUAUGAUGGGAACAAUAUGUUUGACUCGACGAAGUUAACAGCGUUAUUAGGGUCAUUGGAUGUAUAA